This is a messenger RNA of Notolabrus celidotus (New Zealand spotty), 846 nucleotides long. Its product is annotated as cornifelin homolog B-like. The coding region runs from base 325 to 732 and encodes 135 amino acids. The record is from RefSeq and is a predicted model, not a curated record. Lineage: Eukaryota; Metazoa; Chordata; Actinopteri; Labriformes; Labridae. The transcript is spliced from 4 exons.
AAGUCCCUUUGACAUAUUUAUAUAUUUAUUAACAUAAAAAUUCAUAAACACUCUCAGCUCAUUAGUUUUUGAUUUUUGUAAAUUAAAGAACAUAACUUCCACUGAGGAAAUCUUUAAAAAUAAAAGCCUCUGUGCUGCAGUGUCUGAGGUCACAGGUGUUAUUACCUUAAAAAUGACAUCAUACAGGUCGGACAGGUUCAUCAGGAACCUCCGUCCCUAUGAGAGAGUUUUUCGUCCAAUCAGUCAUCAGUCUCAGUGUCAGACACACACAGUCCUGACGUUCCCCUCCACAGCGCCGUCCUGUUUGUCGUUUCGUGUUGUAGGAUGAGCUGGCCCGUGGCCUCACAGCCUCAGUCUCUUGUUUUGUCUGAUGGUGCCGAGUGGAGCUCUGGGAUCUGUGACUGCUGUGACGACCCCAAAGAAUGCUGCUUCGCAUGCUGGUGCUGUCCCUGCUUCGCCUGUGCCACCACUAAGGCGUUCGGUCAGUGUCUCUGUCUGCCACUGCUCGACAUCUUCGGCUGCAUCCCUCCCAUCACCCUGUCCAUGAGGGCCUCAGUGCGACACCGCUACGGCAUCACAGGCAGCCUCUGCACAGACUGUGUGUAUUCUUUCUUCUGUAUGUCGUGUGUCUGGUGUCAGAUCUCCAGAGAGAUGAAAAGCAGGGAGCUCCCGCCGGGCUGGGUGACAUCAUCAACCACCGAUGACAUCAUCGCUAUGACAUCAUCACUAUGACAUCAUCACUAUGACAUCAUCACUAUGACAUCAUCGCCUCGCGUCAGUCUGUUUACAGUUUGAGUUUAAAGUUGACAUGUUUUACGAAGUCUGCUGUUUCACUGUUUUAUGUAA